Xyrauchen texanus (razorback sucker) is the source of this 2447-nucleotide messenger RNA. Its product is annotated as thrombospondin type-1 domain-containing protein 4-like. Gene Ontology annotation, cellular component: extracellular matrix. The record is from RefSeq and is a predicted model, not a curated record. Gene Ontology annotation, biological process: extracellular matrix organization. The coding region runs from base 122 to 2146 and encodes 674 amino acids. Gene Ontology annotation, molecular function: metalloendopeptidase activity. Lineage: Eukaryota; Metazoa; Chordata; Actinopteri; Cypriniformes; Catostomidae. The transcript is spliced from 11 exons.
CACUUAAAUACCACGGAGAGAAAACCCCUUUCACUACAACAUUGUCUCACACAAACACACAUAUCCACUCAGAGACAGCAGCACAGCAUUACAUUUCAUUAAUUUCAGGAAAUUUCUCUUCAUGACUCGUGGGAUGCAAAAGCCAACAUGGAGCAGACAACCAUGGAGACCUAUCCAACGUUUCUAUCAGAUGACCCUCUUGCUCUCCCUUCUGUUCCCAACCACUAAGCCUGUUCCCUGGUUCAAUGACUUCAGCAACAGCCCUGGAGAGGACUGUCCGGGUUUCCAGAUGGAUAUAUGCGGUGUGUGUGCUGGAGAUGGGAGCUCAUGUGAGCUGUUCAGUGGGACACUCUUUCUUUCUGUCCUCUCUGUUGGCUACCACAAGAUCCUGGACAUCCCCAUUGGAGCUCAAAGAAUAAAACUACAGGAAACACAGAAGACAAGGAAUUAUUUAGCUCUCAGGACAGCAACUGGCAAAUCCGUGAUAAAUGGUGACUGGGUGAUUGACAGGCCAGGACAGGUCUACUCUGCGGGUACUGAAUUCACAUACAAACGGCCCAAUGAGAUCAGCAGCAGAACAGGGGAAUCCAUCACUGCCCCUGGUCCAACCAAUCAGGAGCUUCAUUUGUUUGUCUUAUAUCAACAGCCCAGUCCAACUGUGUAUUAUGAGUACAUUCUACCCAGAGACCCCACCAUCAUCGCACAUUCAGAUACAUAUUCUGACUCUAGUGUAUUUCCCCAUGUAGAAAGCCAUGGGCUGUUUGCUGGCCGUGAUAUUAGUAACACUAAAAACUCAAUGGGCGGCCUUCACCCUAACCAUGUUCCAUUGGACCCUAUGACCUCUGAGCCCCUUCCUCUGUACAGUUGGGUGGCCAUGACAAAAACUCCCUGCAGUGUUACAUGUGGAACAGGCAUUCGUCAGGUUCUGUUCAGCUGUAUAGAAAGGGCCACUCAAACUACCGUAUCAGGGGAUCUCUGCAGCCACACACACCAUCCCGGCCCCCAGGGAGAAGACUGUCAAUCGCUGCCUUGCCCAGCCUUCUGGGAUGUUGGCGAGUGGUCUGAGUGCAGUAAAACCUGUGGUCCAGGUUUCCAGUAUCGUCAGGUGAUUUGCAGGCAGACUCGGGGACACCAUGUCAAUAGCACAAUCACCGUGGCGACCAGCCUCUGUGAUAACACAGAGAUGCCAGAGACGACCACCAUGUGCCAGCUGAAGAUCUGCAGUGAGUGGCAGAUUCGCUCGGAGUGGACAGAGUGCUCAGUUCCAUGUGGAGUAGGUCAGCGCAGUAGAGAAGUUGUGUGUAUGGAUAACCUGGGUGAUGUUGUUACUGAUGAGGAAUGCAACAUGGCCCUUCGCCCACAGGAUCUGCAGAACUGUGACAAGGGAGUGUGUGCCAGCAGCUGGUUCUUCUCUCUCUGGAGUGACAGGGUGAGAAUCUGUAAUGUAUUGGUUUUUGGCAUUUUUAGAAGCACUUAUAAUGCAGCUUUUUGUGUCUCUCUGCAGUGCUCUGCAGACUGCGCAGAAGGUAGUCGCAGUAGGUCAGUAGUGUGUAUGAUGAGUCAGAACAACUCUCUGCCACUGGAUAACUGUAAUGAUAAGGAGAAACCAGACGAGCUCAUGCCGUGUGACCUGGGACCCUGCACAGACCAACUGGAAUGGUACACAGGACCAUGGGGACAGUGCUCAUCUGAAUGUGGCAAUGGAACUCAGAGUCGAGGCGUUGUGUGUAUUCUCCAAAGCAAUGGCCAGUUAGAAGUCAACUCAGAUGAUACAUGCUCUCAUCUGUCCCGCCCUGCAAAUACACAGACCUGCCAUUUGAAAAGCUGCGGUGCACAGUGGUACAUGACAGCUUGGAGCUCAUGUUCUCGAUCUUGUGAGGGAGGCUUUCGAGUGAGGGAGGUACGUUGCUUGCGAGAUGACCAGACCAUUAGCAAUGACUGUGACCUUGCCCAUGAGCCCGCAAGAAAAGAGGAGUGUAAUACACACACCUGCAUGCCACAUAUUGAUGAAUCCUGCAAGGACAUGUAUUAUAACUGUGUGGUGGUGGUCCAGGCCCGUUUGUGUGUGUACUCGUACUAUCGCACCACAUGUUGCGCAUCAUGCUCUCGGGUCAUUCAUAGAGACACGCUCAGUAGAAUCAGGUGAUCCAGUGGCAUAUGACAUUACUGCCUCCUUCUCCCUGAAUUGUGAUGUCCUCAUUGACAUCAUUCCCCACCUGUUUUCAGCUGGAUCUGACCCUGAGAUGUCAUCACUGCUCACCUCCUCUGUCAUUCAUUUAAAAAGACUCAAAAAGCAAAGAACACUUGUAUGCAUUCACUGCCCCUCCUUUAUUAAAUACAAAGUCAGAAUGCUCCAUGAGCAAUUUUAUAUUUAUUGCAAAUAAAAACUGAGCUUCUUUUAUUUUAUUUAUCAUGUUCAGUAUCUGUCUAAUAAUGUCUAAUAAUAA